GUCAAAAAAGAGGCGUACCCCCGACAUUUUGAUGUUGGGUAUUUACAUGAUAUGCUCAUACUCUUGCUUAAUCAUUUACAACCUCUGCAUGUUCAAAAGUGUAUUUUUAUGAUUGUUUCAAGAUUGUGUAAGAAUAUUUGAUCAUGGAACCUCCUGAUGAAGGUAAUGCCCCAACGACAACAAGUCAAGGUUUUUGUAGGUCAACCCAGAAUAUGGUAACUUCCUAUCCAGUCCAACACCACUCCCAACCAUACAGGGAUGACUAUAGCAUGAAUUACCCCGUAAACUAUUCCAGACAAGCCCUUCAAUCAUCAGCACAUUAUUUUCCUGAAAAAUACCUGAUGGAAAGAAAGACGUCACAAACAACAGCGCCACAGCUACUUAAAACAAAAAUUCUCACCCAGCACGAAGUCGAUCAAGAAGUUUUAACUUCAAGACAACAGAUGCAUAACAUAUCUUCUCACACUCGGUUAGAUUUCCAAAAUUCUCUUGUAAAUUCGAGAAGUGCUGAAAGUGGUGAAGUAGAUUUACCGAUGCAACGUAAUGAAAGAUUGUAUGGCAUUCCAGGUACGGAGAUACCACCCCUGCCCCUGUUUCCUGGACAAUACAAGAGACCAGCAUCAGCUGUACCUAAAGGAUUUUCAACUACAGAAAAUACACCUGUGAAUUCCGUCAGUCAACUGAAUAAAGAACCACGUAAUUUUCCGACGAAAGAUAUAGUAUUGACGCAACAAACUGAACUCAACACAAACAGGAAAUUAAUCGUCGAUUACACAGAAAAGCCUUCAGUGAUAAACACUGCAGAAACAUUAAAACCACAAAAGACUGACAGUUCAUUGGUUCUCUCUGAAAACCUGACUUCAAAUACGCCAUCAACAUCAUCCAUUGUAAAUGCCACAGAAGCUGUUAACAGAUUUACCACUCCAGCUUUUCCUGAUUCACAACCAUCCGCAAACAAAAUGGUGGAUGGAUCAACACAAACCUCCAAUGAAUUCAACAUAAAUGAUUUAGCAGCAAAAAAGAAACCAAAUUUCCAAGAUGCUGGUGUGCAGGCAUCCGUCCACCAGUCUAAUUCAGAGUGCCAGACGACAGCAGCGGUCCCAUUCCAAGUAUUGCCAUUGCCAGACGAGGAUUCUUAUGACCUCAAAGAAGACAUUAAGCCUCCCAUCUUGAAUUCUAGCAGCACUUUGACUAGCAGGUGGGAUUCAGAUGCCGAGGAAAUUCAGCCGUCACUCAGCACACGAAGCAGACUGAGAGUCGUUCUCAAGCGUCUGGCUGUUCCAGAAGUAACUUUCAAUUCCCCAUAUGUGGAAGAAGACGAAGAAGAUGAAGAAGAAGAUAAUGCAGCAAUGUCUGAAGAAUGGCAAGAAGAACCGUCUCCUCCACCAAGAAAACGGACAAAGGCUACGACUGGUUUAAAGAAACGUCGUGCCACACUCUCACAGAAAUCUCUACGAUUACGAAAACCAUUUAAAUGUGAAUAUUGUCAUAAAAGAUUCAUCAAGCAGACGUCUCUAGACACUCACGACCAGUACCAUUGUACAAAGAAAGCAAGAAGACUUGCUGCGAGAUUGAAGCCAAAACCGAUAGAAUCAGAAGAACUGAGAGCCUUGCGAUCGAGGAAACCGUAUAAAUGUCCAUUUUGUCAUAAGCGUUUUAUAAAGGACUCGUCACUAGAGUGUCACAAGUUAAACAGCUGUACAAAGAAGAAAAGGGGUGGGGACUUUAUAUGUACCGAAUGCGGUGACCAUUUUACGAUGUUUAGCCUCUACAAAAAACAUGUAACCACUCACAAUACCGAACUUUUCAAAUGCAGCUGUGGACAACAUUUUCAGAGUGAGUUUAACCUGACGUGUCACAUCCAGUCGGCUCCGAAUGAUGGUUUAAAACACGGAGAAGAGUUACGACGACUUCCGUACACAGACGAACAAAAGGCUCUUCAUAUCAAAAAGCCCUUCAAAUGUCCGUUCUGUCAUAAAAGAUUUAUCAAAGAAUCCUCGCUGGAAAACCACACGCUCAACAGUUGCACCAAAAACAGACGCGGAACUGAUUUUAUCUGCCCUGAAUGUGGCGACCAUUUUCCUCUCUUCACUACCUACAAGAAACAUUUGAAACAACACAGCGGAGAGUUUUACAAAUGUACGUGUGGGGAAAAAUUUGUAAAUUAUUGCAAUCUGAAGAGUCACACGGAGACACCGCAUCCAGAAGAUAAUUUCACGCACGAAGAAGUUCAUCCGUACGCUUGUAAAAUUUGUCAGAAAACUUUCAUCCAUCAAGGUCGUUUCAAGCGACAUAUGAUCACACAUGAAAAUAAUUCUAAAAUAGCGUGUUCGUUGUGCGGGAAGGAGUACGAGAAAAGUUACAUGGAGAUCCACGAGAGGACGCAUUCGGGGGUGAAACCUUUCAACUGUGAUUAUCCCGAAUGUAAUACCGCAUACAAAUCAAAAAAACUUCUUCAGAGACAUCAGCGCGUCCACGAAGAUAAAUAUCAGUUGCCUUGUAUACAUUGUGAUAAAGUUUUUACACAACCCAGUCGUUUGAAGGACCAUCUCCGCGUUCAUACUGGCGAAAAACCGUACAUUUGCGAGAUUUGUGGGUAUGGAUUCAGUCGUACAAACCAUCUCAACAGACACAAACUUGUUCAUGCUAAACAGGAGUUGUUGAAAGAGCAAGAAUUACUGAAAGAGCAAGAGUAUUCAGAUAAGGCUGAAUUUUCGAAGCAGUCAGAAUUUUCAAAUAGGUCAGAAUAUUCAAAACAAGCAGAUUAUCCAAAUAAGUCAGAAUUUCCAAAUAGGCCAGAAUAUUCCAAACAGCCAGAAUUUCCACAUAGGCCAGAAUAUUCAAAACAGCCAGAAUUUCCAAAUAGGCCAGAAUUUCCAAAUAGGCCAGAAUAUUCAUACCCACCACUGGAUUCUGUUCGUCAGUUAUUUGUUUUGUAAUAAGAAAGUUACAUGUAGUUCAUCAAAACUUGAAUAUUCCUCAUAUAGAGUUAAGCUUUAAAUUAUGAAUACUUUUUUUUAAAAAAAAAUUUAUAUUAAAACUAUGAUUAGGUGGUGUGGAUUCAUUGUCUACGAUAUCACCUUUGGUGGAAGUGAACGUAAAACUCCAGGAACAAACAAACGUGUGGAUUCAGUCAGACAGUGAUUAUUGAGUUAAGGGUUGUUACCAGUAGUUUCUUUUAUUUGCGGGAAUUUCAAAUUUUGAAAUUCAUUGUUAUUUUUUUUUUGGAAAUUCAUUAUUAUUUUCUUUUUGGAAAUUCAUUGUUAUUUUCUUUUGCGAAAUUCAUUGUUAUUAUCUUUUUGGAAAUUCAUUGUUAUUUUCUUUUAUUUAAUAGAAUUUGUUGUGAAGUUUUGUUGUUACUUUCUUUGUGUGAGUGAAUUUCCAGUGACGUUUUGUUAUUAUUUCCUUUUAUCUAAGGGAAUAAACAGUGAAAGCUAGACAAAUCUGGAUGAUUAUAGUGUUGUUGAUUUUUGUCCCAACUCAACUUUGGGAGAGUAAAAUGUUGUUUGAAAAGUGUAAUUGAGAGAUGAAUUGGACAUUGUUUUUAAAGCCCUUAGCAGCACCGCCUUGUUUUCAGAAGUGUAAUUUGUUUCAAGACUUUUUAUCAGUUAGGACACAAACCGAUUGACAAUUGUUUGAGAGGAGUUAUCUGCUCUUGCAUUGCCUGAAUGUGGAUGUCUCUUCUUUCUUAUUAUAUUGAAAGGAAUGACCGCUUAAAGAUACAUUGUGUAAGAGCUAAAUCUGCCUCAAAUGUUAUAUUAAUUAUUAAUUAGUCCUUUUUAUUUUUAUACGCCCACAUUGAAAUGUGGUCGUAUAUUGUCGUCGCCCCCAUCCGUCCGUCCGUCCGGCGUCCACAAUUGCUUGUGGACGCUCUAGAGGCUAAAGUUCAUAUCCGAUUUCCGAUAAUUACUGCCAGAGUUAUGGCCCUUGAUCACUUUGAAAAAUCUUGUGGACGCUCUAGAGGAGAAAGUUAAUAUCCGAUUGACUUUAAAUUUAUACACAGUGUUAAGGACAUGAGACGAAGAAGCCUGUUGAUUUUCAGCGAUUUCCGAUAAUUACUGCCAGAGUUAUGGCCCUUGAUCACUUCAAAAAUUCUUGUGGACGCUCUAGAGGCCAAAGUUAAUAUCCGAUUGACUUUAAAUUUAUACACAGUGUUUAAGGUCAUGAGACGAAGAAGCCUAUUGAUUUUCAGCAAUUUCCGAUAAUUACUGCCAGAGUUAUGGCCCUUGAUCACUUCAAAAAAUCUUUUGGACACUCUAGAGGCCAAAGUUAUCAUCCAAUUGACUUUAAAUUUAUACACAGUGUUUAAGGUCAUGAGACGAAGAAGCCUAUUGAUUUUCAGAGGUUUCUGAUAAUUACUGCCAGAGUUAUGGCCCUUGAUCACUUCAAAAAAUCUUGUGGACACUCUAGAGGCGAAAGUUAAUAUCCGAUUGACUUUAAAUUUAUACACAGUGUUUAAGGUCAUGAGACGAAGAAGUCUAUUCAUGGCCCUUGAUCACUUAAAAAAACCUUGUGGAUGCUCUAAAGGCCAAAGUUAAUAUCCGAUUGACUUCAGAUUGAUACACAGAGUUUAUGAUCUUGAGACAAACAAGUAUAUUGAUUUUCAAUGAAUUUGGAACAGCUAAAUCCAUGAUACAGUAUUAAAAGUUUUGUAUACAAAACGUUAGCAUGGGGCAGAACUUUAUAAAAACCAAACAAAUUCUAAUGGUUUUCUGAGUUGUUGCUCUUAAUCAGAUUUUAGUGUAUUAUAAAUGUUUCAUUACCGAAAAAAGUAAAAAUAUGCGACAACUCUUGUUGACUGCCAGGACGAUUUAGCUGCUUUGGGCGUAUGUUUCGUUGCCUGGCAACCUAUCUUUUUACACGACAAGCUCUAGACCAUAAGAUGGUUGUGAUUUUGAUUGGACUGAAACACGAUCGCCAUUUAGUAAUUUGAUUUAAAAAUGGAUAAUCAAGACUUUGUUUAUUAUCGUAACAACGGUACCAAAGAAAUUCUUCAAACAGUUAUAAUUUCGAUCAGAAUAAAGUAAUUUUACUGAAAUUUUUAAUAUAUUCCUUUUUCAUUAUCUAUUUUUAAACUAUUAUUCCGAGAACUGUCAACUCUUUAUCUAAAUCUUACAUAAUGUAUCUUUAACAAGCGCUAAUGUUUUAAAUUUUUGAUCGUUAAAUGCCUAGCAAGUGUUGUGAUGGGAUUUUCAGCACUUGUAUUUUAAUGCCUUGCUUUCUUUAAGCUAGAAUUUAUUAUCUAUAUAUGAUGUAUCACUGGGGUCUAUUAAAUGGAUAAUGCUCCAAGCUGUGACAUGGCCUUGCUUAUAAAUGAUGUAAUAAUAAUUGAAAAACACAAUACAAUUUAAAUGGGAAACAAUCACUGGUUUGUACAUAAAUAUCAUAACGUUUCAACAAGUGUUCCCCUAUCGUUUUCAAGCACCUUUGUUGAAACGUUGUGCUAUAUGUGUAUAUAAACCAGUGAUUGUUUUCCAUAUAAAUUGAGUUGUGUUCUUUUCUUAAGGAUUCUAAUAAUAUUUAAAUUUUUGUAUAUCUUUUUAUUCUAUCAUUUUUUAUCUGAUCCCCAGUAACUACAAAAACAUGCAAAAAACAGUGGACUAAUGUGUUUAACCAGCUCUAUCACAUAUGUGAUAAUGACUGGCACCAAUAUUGUCCCUUAAAAUAUCUACAUUGUAUUGAUAAAUCAAAUAGCAACUUUUCAGAUCAGAAAUGGCUAUGACACUUAGACAUUUUUCAGAGUAUUCUGCAGCAUUUAGCCUAGUUUCCAUUAGGUUUUCUCAACAAAUUUGGUACAAUUGUUUUGGGAGAGAUAGGAAGAAAUAGGGGUUAACGUCCACUUGACACAUACUAGGUCGUUUCGGGACUAACAUAUGGUUCAAUUUUAUUUCAAUAAUUCACUUGCGCGUAGGGGUCUUUAGCAGUGGGAGGAAACCGAAGAACCUGGAGAAAACCUAUGAGGUUGGAUAGGCGACACUACAUAGAACCAGGGAAUCGAAACCACGCCAGUUGACUCAAUGACAGACUUUAUGAUGCUGCGUGCACGCGCUAACCAUAUUGGGGAAAAUGUGUAAAUUGUAAAAUGUGUAAAUAGUAAUUGCGCAAACUACAGACGGAGUGAUUCAAAUGUAAUAGCCUUAAAUCACUACGCUGUCAGUCAUUACCAUAAUCAGUUUGAUUAAAACACAGAUCUUAUUUCUUUUUUUAGAGUUAAAAAUUUCUUUUUACUUGUCCUCACAACAAUAGGGAGAGAGAGAGAGAGAAAUGGGGUUUAACGUCCACUCGACACAAACUAGGUCAUUUCGGGACUAACAUAUGGUUUAAUUUUAUUUACAUAAUUCGCUUGCGCGUAGGGGUCUUUAGCAGUGGGAGGAAACCGGAGGACCCGGAGAAAACCCACGAGGUUGGACAGGCGACCCUACUCCUUGCCACGUACAACCGGGGAUUCGAAACCACGCCAGUCGACUCAAUGACAGACUUUAUGAUACAGCGCGCGCCACAACAAUAGGAUCUGGAAGAGUUGUUAUACAACUCACAUUCUGGUUGAUGUGAAGGAUAAGCCAAUAAAACAGUCUGUUACAGGGAGUUCUUGGCAUGUCGUGUACAGAACUGUGGAUAAACCACUAGAUACGUCAACGCUGAUUGAUUAAUCAAUAUCUGACAUCAUAGGGACAAAAGCUGUUUGUAUGGCCCCUGACACGACCUUCCACUACAACCGGUCCGAUCUUCAUGUAGUGGAGGCCAUCGAAAGUUUAAAAACCAAAUAUAGAUCUGUAUUUGAAUCAGAUUGUACUACCCCAUUACCCCACAUUUGUAUUAUCCCUAACACUACAUUGAAAUCCCCAACCCCAAAAGUUGAUUCUGGAACUAUUGGCAAAUAUAAUUUCUGCCGCGGAUGUAGUGAGGCAAGGUCAGUCCUCUACUCUGUCCAAUCUGUGAUUAUGAACUUUUUAUCUUUUGUAAUUGAUGUAAAGCCAAAAACAAAGCCUACUGUGAAAUGUGUAUUAAUUUUUGUAAAUAUUGUGACAUGCAUAAUGUAAUCAUUCCUUUUUGUACUUCAUUAAAGGGAAUAAUCAAG
Messenger RNA from Patella vulgata (common limpet), 7078 nucleotides. Its product is annotated as zinc finger protein 425. The coding region runs from base 144 to 2939 and encodes 931 amino acids. NCBI's taxonomy places the organism in Eukaryota, Metazoa, Mollusca, Gastropoda, Patellidae. The transcript has 2 exons. The record is from RefSeq and is a predicted model, not a curated record.